AUGAUGACUGCAGUCUCGGGUGAUAUACAAGGCGCGGCUCCCGUGCCUGUUAUACCUCAUCCUGUGGACAGCGAUCGUAAUUAUUUCCCCUCUGUGUCAUCCUCUUCAUCUUCCAUUUCCGACGGCGAACCUGAACGUGGCCGGUCCCGACUCGAGCGUCCCCGUAUGGCGAGCCGCAAGCCCAGUGCAUCGAUCCUGGUGCCUCGGGACCACCCUGAGAUUGAGAUUGAGGAGGAGGAGUUUCCCCCAGAUGAUGCUCGUGCCAUGAGCCCCCGCCGUGAUUCCGCCGACGUCGAGCGUCUGGGGAAGGAGGCUCGCCAGACACUGCAAGAACAAGCCAAAAACCUCCAAUUAUCACUACAGGCGCUCGCCGAACGCAUCGAAGAAGUCAAGAAUGACCACGAUAAGCUGGAGAGCGAGAACAAAUUUUUACAAGAUUAUAUCGGCAGCUUAACGCAGACCAUGUCAAAGAGCGAGAUCACAUCGACCACCGCCGGAAAGACGAAGAAGAACCGGAAGUAA
Molecule: messenger RNA, 522 nt
Organism: Talaromyces proteolyticus
Lineage: Eukaryota; Fungi; Ascomycota; Eurotiomycetes; Eurotiales; Trichocomaceae
Product: putative bZIP transcription factor
Exons: 2
Coding region: 1-522 (173 amino acids)
Cellular component (GO): trans-Golgi network
Source: RefSeq, a predicted model, not a curated record